Parus major (Great Tit) is the source of this 1023-nucleotide messenger RNA. RefSeq names its product acrosin-like. Gene Ontology annotation, molecular function: serine-type endopeptidase activity. The record is from RefSeq and is a predicted model, not a curated record. The transcript has 4 exons. Bases 1 to 948 code for a protein of 315 amino acids. Gene Ontology annotation, biological process: acrosome reaction; proteolysis. NCBI's taxonomy places the organism in Eukaryota, Metazoa, Chordata, Aves, Passeriformes, Paridae.
AUGUGCUCGGGGAUCCUCAUCCACCCCCAGUGGGUGCUCACGGUGGCCCAGUGCUUCUUCAGGUCUGGGGACCCCUCAAUUUACGAAGCCGUGAUCGGGGCCACGGACCUGGCUCAGCCGGGCCGCGAGGCCGAGCUGCGCCGCAUCCUGCGGAUCCUGCUGCACCGGAGCUACGUGGCCACCACGGCCAGGAACAACAUCGCCCUGCUGCAGCUGGACCAGCCCGUGGAGUGCAGCGACUACAUCCAGCUGGGCUGCGUGCCCGACAGCUCCCUGGCAGUGCCCGAGCUCAGAACGUGCUUCAUCGCGGGCUGGAGAGCCAGCCCGGACAGCGCUCCGACCCCGGGCGUGGUGCUGCAGGAGGCCAAGGUGCGGCUCAUCGACGUCCAGCUGUGCAACAGCAGCCGCUGGUACGGGGGGGCCGUGCACCCCCAGGACCUGUGCGCGGGGUACCCGCGGGGCGGCAUCGACCUGGCGCAGGGGGACAUCGGGGGCCCCCUGGUCUGCAAGGACAACGUUGGUGACUACUUCUGGCUGGUGGGACUGGCCAGCUGGGGCCGAGGCUGCUCCGGUGACAAACGGCCCGGGGUGUUCACGUCCACCCAGCACUUCCACACCUGGAUCCAGGUCCAGAUCGGAUUGGUUCCCCCGAUUACGGCGGCCCCACCACCAAAGCCAAAGCCACCGAUCCCCACCUUUGUGGAAGAGCUGCAAGAACUGGAACCUGAACCACACCUGGAAAUAGAAACUGAAGUGGAACUGGAACCGGUGCCCAUCCCAGUCCCCAUACCGGAACCAGAACCGAUACCAGAACCAGAAGAUGAAGAACCAGAACCAGAGCCAGAAUCGGAUACGUUUAUAACGAUUUCAUUCCCAAAAAACAUCCUGCUGAAGUUCUUCAAGAACCUUCAGGAGUUCCUGGAGUUCCUGAGGGACAAAAUGGACUGAGCAGAUCCAGUUCUGGAUUUGGGACAUCACAACCAUUCCCUGUUGGAGCCAUGGCUGUGCCAAAGCCACCCCGGU